This is a messenger RNA of Homo sapiens (human), 2469 nucleotides long. RefSeq names its product potassium voltage-gated channel interacting protein 2 (gene KCNIP2). Gene Ontology annotation, molecular function: calcium ion binding; potassium channel regulator activity; protein-containing complex binding. Gene Ontology annotation, cellular component: synapse; plasma membrane; voltage-gated potassium channel complex. Gene Ontology annotation, biological process: potassium ion transmembrane transport; clustering of voltage-gated potassium channels; regulation of potassium ion transmembrane transport. Lineage: Eukaryota; Metazoa; Chordata; Mammalia; Primates; Hominidae. Bases 233 to 1090 code for a protein of 285 amino acids. The transcript is spliced from 10 exons. The record is from RefSeq and is marked reviewed.
AGCUCCGCUCUGCCUCCGGCUCUGCGCUCACCUGCUGCCUAGUGUUCCCUCUCCUGCUCCAGGACCUCCGGGUAGACCUCAGACCCCGGGCCCAUUCCCAGACUCAGCCUCAGCCCGGACUUCCCCAGCCCCGACAGCACAGUAGGCCGCCAGGGGGCGCCGUGUGAGCGCCCUAUCCCGGCCACCCGGCGCCCCCUCCCACGGCCCGGGCGGGAGCGGGGCGCCGGGGGCCAUGCGGGGCCAGGGCCGCAAGGAGAGUUUGUCCGAUUCCCGAGACCUGGACGGCUCCUACGACCAGCUCACGGGCCACCCUCCAGGGCCCACUAAAAAAGCGCUGAAGCAGCGAUUCCUCAAGCUGCUGCCGUGCUGCGGGCCCCAAGCCCUGCCCUCAGUCAGUGAAAUUGGCCGGGUCUUCCGCUUUCUCGGUGACAGUUCGCUCCCUUCAGCAUUAGCCGCCCCAGCCUCCCUCCGCCCCCACAGACCCCGCCUGCUGGACCCAGACAGCGUGGACGAUGAAUUUGAAUUGUCCACCGUGUGUCACCGGCCUGAGGGUCUGGAGCAGCUGCAGGAGCAAACCAAAUUCACGCGCAAGGAGUUGCAGGUCCUGUACCGGGGCUUCAAGAACGAAUGUCCCAGCGGAAUUGUCAAUGAGGAGAACUUCAAGCAGAUUUACUCCCAGUUCUUUCCUCAAGGAGACUCCAGCACCUAUGCCACUUUUCUCUUCAAUGCCUUUGACACCAACCAUGAUGGCUCGGUCAGUUUUGAGGACUUUGUGGCUGGUUUGUCCGUGAUUCUUCGGGGAACUGUAGAUGACAGGCUUAAUUGGGCCUUCAACCUGUAUGACCUUAACAAGGACGGCUGCAUCACCAAGGAGGAAAUGCUUGACAUCAUGAAGUCCAUCUAUGACAUGAUGGGCAAGUACACGUACCCUGCACUCCGGGAGGAGGCCCCAAGGGAACACGUGGAGAGCUUCUUCCAGAAGAUGGACAGAAACAAGGAUGGUGUGGUGACCAUUGAGGAAUUCAUUGAGUCUUGUCAAAAGGAUGAGAACAUCAUGAGGUCCAUGCAGCUCUUUGACAAUGUCAUCUAGCCCCCAGGAGAGGGGGUCAGUGUUUCCUGGGGGGACCAUGCUCUAACCCUAGUCCAGGCGGACCUCACCCUUCUCUUCCCAGGUCUAUCCUCAUCCUACGCCUCCCUGGGGGCUGGAGGGAUCCAAGAGCUUGGGGAUUCAGUAGUCCAGAUCUCUGGAGCUGAAGGGGCCAGAGAGUGGGCAGAGUGCAUCUCGGGGGGUGUUCCCAACUCCCACCAGCUCUCACCCCCUUCCUGCCUGACACCCAGUGUUGAGAGUGCCCCUCCUGUAGGAAUUGAGCGGUUCCCCACCUCCUACCCCUACUCUAGAAACACACUAGACAGAUGUCUCCUGCUAUGGUGCUUCCCCCAUCCCUGACCUCAUAAACAUUUCCCCUAAGACUCCCCUCUCAGAGAGAAUGCUCCAUUCUUGGCACUGGCUGGCUUCUCAGACCAGCCAUUGAGAGCCCUGUGGGAGGGGGACAAGAAUGUAUAGGGAGAAAUCUUGGGCCUGAGUCAAUGGAUAGGUCCUAGGAGGUGGCUGGGGUUGAGAAUAGAAGGGCCUGGACAGAUUAUGAUUGCUCAGGCAUACCAGGUUAUAGCUCCAAGUUCCACAGGUCUGCUACCACAGGCCAUCAAAAUAUAAGUUUCCAGGCUUUGCAGAAGACCUUGUCUCCUUAGAAAUGCCCCAGAAAUUUUCCACACCCUCCUCGGUAUCCAUGGAGAGCCUGGGGCCAGAUAUCUGGCUCAUCUCUGGCAUUGCUUCCUCUCCUUCCUUCCUGCAUGUGUUGGUGGUGGUUGUGGUGGGGGAAUGUGGAUGGGGGAUGUCCUGGCUGAUGCCUGCCAAAAUUUCAUCCCACCCUCCUUGCUUAUCGUCCCUGUUUUGAGGGCUAUGACUUGAGUUUUUGUUUCCCAUGUUCUCUAUAGACUUGGGACCUUCCUGAACUUGGGGCCUAUCACUCCCCACAGUGGAUGCCUUAGAAGGGAGAGGGAAGGAGGGAGGCAGGCAUAGCAUCUGAACCCAGUGUGGGGGCAUUCACUAGAAUCUUCAAUCAACCUGGGCUCUCCCCACCCCACCCCAGAUAACCUCCUCAGUUCCCUAGGGUCUCUUCUUGCUUGACUCAAUCUACCCAGAGAUGCCCCUUAGCACACCUAGAGGGCAGGGACCAUAGGACCCAGGUUCCAACCCCAUUGUCAGCACCCCAGCCAUGCGGCCACCCCUUAGCACACCUGCUCGUCCCAUUUAGCUUACCCUCCCAGUUGGCCAGAAUCUGAGGGGAGAGCCCCCAGAGAGCCCCCUUCCCCAUCAGAAGACUGUUGACUGCUUUGCAUUUUGGGCUCUUCUAUAUAUUUUGUAAAGUAAGAAAUAUACCAGAUCUAAUAAAACACAAUGGCUAUGCA